Triticum dicoccoides is the source of this 1570-nucleotide messenger RNA. Its product is annotated as S-(+)-linalool synthase, chloroplastic-like. The coding region runs from base 1 to 1299 and encodes 432 amino acids. Lineage: Eukaryota; Viridiplantae; Streptophyta; Magnoliopsida; Poales; Poaceae. The record is from RefSeq and is a predicted model, not a curated record. Gene Ontology annotation, biological process: terpenoid biosynthetic process. The transcript has 7 exons. Gene Ontology annotation, molecular function: terpene synthase activity; magnesium ion binding.
AUGGCGCGUCUUCUGCUUCCUCCUGUGCCUCCUUCUUGUGUGCGCCUUGUCAUCUCUGCGGCGUGCUCGUCGCCGCAAGACACGGCCUACGCGGCCAUCGCAGGCGCGUCCUCCUUCGUGCUUGAGUUCCACUUUGGCGACACCGCCACAGCCCUAUCUUCUCCUUCAUCAUGGAACCUGGACCGUGCCUGCUUCUGGUUUGACAGCUCGCUCAAGGGUUGCGCGCGGUUCACCAUGGCGCCCGAGCUAUUCGCGUCCGUGUUCAGCCAAAUCGCGAUGCGGCAUGAGGAACCAGAUGCCUUCUCGUGGAAGCUUAAUGAGAGCGGCUGCUUCUCGGUCGCGUCCGCUUACAACAUUCAGUUUCUUGGCUCCAUGAUCUCGACAUUGUGGGCCUCGGACAUGGAGACCACCGAGCACCUCCUAAUCACCUGCCCGUGGUCACAACAGCUCUGGGCGUGGGUCGCUGCUCGUUUCCGCUUGUCGGGAUUGCUACCUGCCUCCUGGCCACCAUGGGCGUCCCUUCAUGAGUGGCUCUUCAACCUCUCGGUUGGCACGGCUCAGAUCAAGCGCAACAAGUCAAUGGCGUUGAUGGUAUUAGGGUUCAUCUGGAAGGAACGAAAUGCUCGCAUCUUCAGGAGCAGUGAGCGGUGGGAUCUUGCAGCUGUUGAUUCACUCCCGAGCUACAUGAUAUCAUGUUACAAGGCUCUUUACACUAUCACAAGUGAUAUCGCCGAUAUAGUCAGAAAAGAGCAUGGAUUGAGCCCUAUCAAUCAUCUCAAGAAAGCAUGGGCAACUUUGUUUGAUGGAUUCAUGAUCGAGGGCAAAUGGUUAUCUACUAAUCAGAUCCCUACAUCCGAGGACUAUCUAAGAAAUGGGAUUGUCACUUCAGGAGCUCCACUUGUAUUCAUGCAUCUUUUAUUCAUGUUGGGGCAUGAAUUACCAGAGGGCAACAAUGACGACAUCCAUCGGAUCAUCUCCUGCCCUGCAAAGAUAAUGAGGCUCUUGGACGACAUGGGCAGUGCAAUGGAUGAAUCCCAAAAUCGGCUAGAUGGAUCAUACAAAGAGUUGUACCAAAGAGAAAAUCCUCGUGGUGAUGCAGAGAAGCACAUGUUGGAGAUGAUCGGGAGUGAAUGGGAGGGUCUGAACAGGGAAUGCUUCUGUCCGACAAAGUCAACACUAUCGCAUAGCUUCAUGACAGCAUCACUAAACUUUGCGAGGAUGGUCCGCGUCAUGUAUGGCUACGACGAUGAGCAGAAGCUCCCCGUCCUUGAGGAUUAUACAAGGAUGUUGCUCUUCUAAAUCAAUCAUGCAUUCUAUCACAUUAUAUUGCAUAUAAAUCUUAUAAAUGUAGUGCAUUAGUUUUUGGUAGGGUUGUCACGUAGGAUGUUGACUAACAUCCUGCACAAUUCGCAUAUGUGUUUCACAUGAUAAGAUGAUAAACAUACAUGGGAACAGCCUACAACUCCAUGCAGUGUUGAAAUGUAUGAUGAGAUGCAUAUGAAUUGAUAGGCACUGGACGCUGCGAAAUACUUUGUAUAUGAAAUUGUGAAUGUAUGAAAAGAUUGUUGGU